Messenger RNA from Phalaenopsis equestris, 1046 nucleotides. Its product is annotated as proteasome subunit beta type-4. The record is from RefSeq and is a predicted model, not a curated record. The transcript has 7 exons. The coding region runs from base 129 to 869 and encodes 246 amino acids. Lineage: Eukaryota; Viridiplantae; Streptophyta; Magnoliopsida; Asparagales; Orchidaceae. Gene Ontology annotation, cellular component: proteasome core complex, beta-subunit complex; nucleus; proteasome core complex.
CCUCCCGAUGCAGCUGCAAUUGGACCUAGCCGAGAACUUAAUUUCUUGGAGGAGAGGAAAGGGUUUCGAUUUGCUAGCGAACCAGAAGAUCGAGAAGAUCGCUCGUAGAUCAUCGCUCUGAAGUUAUAAUGGAGUGCGGUGCAGUUUCAUCACGGAUGAGCGAGGGUUCAGUCGGCACCGAGACAGGUUCAGAGAGGACACUGUCUCCAUAUGUGACUGGUACAUCAGUAUUAGGCCUCAAAUAUAAAGAUGGUGUUAUACUGGCUGCUGAUAUGGGAGGUUCUUAUGGUUCAACUCUACGAUAUAAGAGUGUGGAGCGGAUAAAGCCUAUUGGUAAACAUACUCUUCUUGGUGCCAGUGGAGAAGUCAGCGACUUCCAAGAGAUUUUGCGCUAUCUUGAUGAACUAAUUAUUUAUGAUCAUAUGUGGGAUGAUGGAAAUUCUCUGGGUCCUAAAGAGGUCCAUAACUAUUUGACUCGGGUUAUGUACAAUAGACGUAACAAAUUCAACCCUUUAUGGAACUCACUUGUUGUAGGUGGAGUAAAAAAUGGGCAGAAGUAUCUUGGCAUGGUUGGUAUGAUUGGGACUCACUACGAGGAUAACCACGUUGCCACCGGCUUUGGAAAUCAUCUUGCAAGGCCAAUUAUGCGUGCUGAAUGGCAUGAGAAUUUGAGUUUUGAAGAAGCCGUGAAGCUUCUGGAGAAAUGCUUGCUUGUCCUUUUAUACCGUGAUAGAUCAUCCAUCAAUAAAUUUCAGAUCGCCAAGAUAACUGAAGAAGGUGUCACCAUUUCUGAACCCUACGCUUUGAAGACAUUCUGGGGCUUCUCAGCCUUCCAGAAUCCCACCAAGGGGGCUGAAGGAUCCUGGUAAGGUUACAUUUUAGACCUCCAGGUUGAGAUGAACCUUAGACUGCAAUUCAUGAUGCUCUAAAUUCCUCUAGUUUUAUUAUACUCCUCUAAAUUGUCAUGUUUAACGGUUCUUUUGCAUUCAAAAUUCAGCAGAUUAUUUGCACAUUUCAACUUUUUAAUGAGUUAUCUUUUACAACUA